Caenorhabditis remanei is the source of this 2037-nucleotide messenger RNA. RefSeq lists its product as uncharacterized. Lineage: Eukaryota; Metazoa; Nematoda; Chromadorea; Rhabditida; Rhabditidae. Bases 1 to 2037 code for a protein of 678 amino acids. The transcript has 7 exons. The record is from RefSeq and is a predicted model, not a curated record.
AUGAAGGAACAUUCUUCAAAAUUGUUGGAUAGCGCGAUCAACUCAUUGAAGGAUGAGCUCAACGCCUGGUCAGCAUUAAUGCGUUCCCCCGUAAUGCUAAAAACUGAGAAUGAGCAAAGCCCAGUUGCCGUGGGAAUUCCAAACUCACUGCAAAUGACCACUAUCCCUGUUCAAGUAACAAACCCAAACGGAAUUCCAGCUGGAAAAACUCCCGAAGCAAUUCAGGCAGUGGGGAACGAAGAAAACGUUCAGAACCCAAUUGAAGUGAAAGUGAAGGCAACUCCCUCAUGGCAAGGCGUGCCUACAUGCUUUAUGCGCCUCAUGACACCAUUUGAUGAAGAUGUACUAAAAAACUCCGGAUUCAUUUUCACUCAAAUUGAUAUCGUGUUCAAUGCUAACGACUUUCAAGUGAUGAUCUUGGAAGGGACUAGAGAACUAUACGAGCUCAAGAAGAAGGACCGAUUGGUGCAAUUGAUGGCUAUUCUGAAAAACCCGGAGACUCAAAUUCUCACAAUGAACGUGUACUCCGACGAGAAAUUAGGAGAUCGUUUCAAGCAAAUGUUGAAAGCAAUGGAUGAUUUUAAGAUUCUGAAAAAUUCUAUCAAUAUUCAAGAUUUGAGAUUUGUAGAAAAAGUUAACAGUAACGAAUACUAUAUCACAACUUUUCUCAAAUAUGCGGACCCUCGAAAACUGCAGCAUCUCAAACUGGAAGUGUACAUGUUCCAAGACCAAUAUCUUGUUAUGUCUCGCACACAGCAAUGGAAGAGCGUCGAUCGCCUUGAACUGCAUUCAGUCGGUAUUCUUCCAUACAAACCAUUCUUUGAAAAUUGGACUGGCAAUUGUCUGGAAAUGGAGCUGAUCGAACCGUUUUCUUCACAGGAUCUUGCGCGAUUAUUUAAAGGUCUUGAGAGAAAACAGGCUGGAAGAGCAUAUCUUAUGGAUUCUCGCACGAAAUUCAUAAUCGGCGCAGGAGAGAAAUUGGAUGAAAUACGUAUGAGGGAUAUGGAGAAACAGGCAUGUUCUUUCCAACUUCGAAAAUACCUCAAAUCCGCGUUCAAAAUGGAUGAACAUUCUUCAAAACUGUUCAAUAGUGGAAUCAACUUAUCGAGUGCUGAGGUUGCUCCCCAACCAAAGCUCAACGCCUCAGCACUAAUGCUUUCCCCAAAAACUUUAAAAACUGAGAACUUGCAAAGCCCAGUUGCCGUGGGAAUUCCAAACUCACUGCAAAUGACCAUUAUCCCUGUUCAAGUAACAAACCCAAACGGAAUUCCAGUUGGAAAAACUCCCGAAGCAAUUCAGGCAGUGGGGAACGAAGAAAACGUUCAGAACCCAAUUGAAGUAAAAGUGAAGGCAACACCAACUUGGCAUGGCGUGCCUACAUGCUUCGUGCGCCUAAUGACGCCAUUCGAUAAAAUGUUACUAAAAAACUCCGGAUUCAUUUUUACUCAAAUUGAUAUCGUGUUCAAUGCCAACGAAUUUGAAGUGAUCAUUUUGGAAGGGACUGGCCAAUUAUGUGAGCUCAAGAAAAAGGACCGAUUAGUGCAGUUGAUGGCUAUUCUAAGAAACCCGGAGACUCAAAUUCUCACAAUGAAUGUCUAUUCCGACGAGAAAUUAGGAGAUCGUUUCAAGCAAAUGUUGAAAGCUAUGGUUGAUUUUAAGAUCCCAAAAAAUUCUAUCAAUAUUCAAGACUUGAGAUUUGUAGAAAAAGUUAAUAGUAACGAUUACGAUAUUACAACUUUUCUCAAAUAUGCGGACCCUCGAAAACUGCAGCAUCUCAAACUGGAAGUGUACAUGUUCCAAGACCAAUAUCUUGUUAUGUCUCGCACACAGCAAUGGAAGAGCGUCGAUCGCCUUGAACUGCAUUCAGUCGGUAUUCUUCCAUUCAAACCAUUCUUCGAGAAUUGGACCGGAAAUUGUCUGGAAAUGGAGCUGAUCCAACCGUAUCCAUUACCUGAAUUAUCGGAUUUGUUUGAUGAAUUCAAAAAAAAGGAGACUGAAACUGCAUAUCAUAUGUAUUCUGACACGAAAUUCAUGUAA